AGUAUCCAUCCCAGAACGGACCCACCAGUGGUGCACUGAGUGACAGAGAGAUAGAACAUAGAGUUGUGUUUCAGUGACAGAGCUGAAUCUACAGCUGACAAGAAGAACAGAGAGCUCUGCACCUCAUCAGCACUUCUAGUAACAAUGGAAGUAGUUCUUACCAGACUGAGAGAUUUCUCCUGUAAAGAAACUUCUUUCGAUCACUGUAAAGCAGCAGUAAUGUGCAGGGAGCAUCCCUCAUCCCAGGAAGUGCGCAGUGGGAAGUGUAUGGCUGGAGAGGGGGACAUUGAGACUGCACUGGUUUGGUUGAGGAAGGAGCUGAUGGAGAUGCGCUCUCAGGACCAAGCUUUGAUUCGCCAGCUGAUGGAUCUCCAUGACGGCAUUCAGGAACUGAAGCAGGAGUGUGCAAAAGCCAUAGAAGAAGAGGAAGAGGAGGAAGAGGAAACUUGUUGGGACUCUGGGAGUGAGGGUGGGCGAAGCAGCAGUAUUUCCUCCUUCUCUGGAGAAAUGAGCUUUUACACUUCCAUCUACUCCUUUAGCACAUGUAUGAGCCCCGCUUCUCUUGCAGCCUACACACCCAAGCAGGCCUUUAGUAGACGCAGAUCUGUGCCCUGAAACCUCCAGUUCAGAUCACAUGUGCUUGA
Molecule: messenger RNA, 644 nt
Organism: Carassius auratus (goldfish)
Lineage: Eukaryota; Metazoa; Chordata; Actinopteri; Cypriniformes; Cyprinidae
Product: protein FAM167A-like
Exons: 2
Coding region: 145-615 (156 amino acids)
Source: RefSeq, a predicted model, not a curated record